Messenger RNA from Chrysemys picta bellii (western painted turtle), 687 nucleotides. Its product is annotated as olfactory receptor 10A7-like. The record is from RefSeq and is a predicted model, not a curated record. Gene Ontology annotation, molecular function: olfactory receptor activity; G protein-coupled receptor activity. Gene Ontology annotation, cellular component: plasma membrane. Lineage: Eukaryota; Metazoa; Chordata; Testudines; Emydidae. Gene Ontology annotation, biological process: G protein-coupled receptor signaling pathway; detection of chemical stimulus involved in sensory perception of smell.
AUGGCCAUCUCCCUCACUGGGGAUAACACCAUCUCCUUCACAGGUUGUGCAGCUCAGAUGUAUUUUUUCCUUCUCCUGGGCUCUGCUGAGUGCUAUCUCCUGGCUGCCAUGGCCUAUGACCGCUAUGUGGCCAUAUGCCACCCUCUGCGCUACGUGGCCAUCAUGGAGAGGAGGUCUUGUGUCUGGCUUGUGGCCGGUUCCUGGCUGAGUGGGAUUCCCGUCUCCUUCAUCCAAACCACCUUGGUCUUCACCUCCCUAUUCUGUGGCCCCAACAAAAUCGACCAUUUCUUCUGUGACGUGGCGCCGGUGCUGCAGCUGGUCUGCGCCGACACAUCCCGCAAUGAGAUGUCUAACAUCACGAUCACCGUGGUCUUCCUCGCCAUCCCCUUCACCCUCAUCCUCAUCUCCUACACCUGCAUCAUCGCCACUGUCCUGAAAAUGUCCUCCCCGGGGAGCAGGCACAGAGCCUUCUCCACAUGCUCCUCACACCUGGUGGUUGUGACUCUCUUUUAUGGUUCUGGCAUGGUCAUGUAUCUGCGUCCCAGAUCCAUCCACACGACAGAGAAUGACAAGCUGCUGUCCCUCUUCUAUACUGUGGUCACCCCCAUGCUGAACCCCGUCAUCUACAGCCUGAGGAACAAGGAGGAAGGCAUCCAGUCUGAAUUUGAAGACAUCAAGAGAAAGUGA